Messenger RNA from Funneliformis caledonium, 123 nucleotides. The record is from the annotation of a GenBank genome assembly. Lineage: Eukaryota; Fungi; Glomeromycota; Glomeromycetes; Glomerales; Glomeraceae.
UCAAAUGAAAUAGCAAUAUAUGGUGAACAUGAAAUCAAAAUAUUAGGUGAUUUUUAUAGAAGUUCUAAAUAUCAGAAUGAGCAAGUUUUUCCUGCAAAGAUUAAUAAGACUGGACUUAUUUAA